CCGUCUUUGGUUGGCGCGGACCUUUUUAUCGUUCGUAACUAGUUCUUUGGAAGAAAAGAGUGUAGUUUCGAAAAAAUACUGUACGCAGCUAAUUGCAUUUUCAUGGAGCUCUUCGUCUCCCGACUGGGUCUGCGAAAUGACCCUCGCAGGAGCCCAUACCCGACUACUGUAGCGAGCUGUCGUGACGUUUAUAAAAGGCUUCGGAAUGCGAGGUUACAAAGUCUAAUUUUCGUAACAUUUUCAAUUAAAAUCACCAUCCACCACUCUCUUUUUUCACGUAAAUUCUCCUCCGCGACUCCGGCGCGGAAAAGAAAAAAAUCCGUCCCGAGUUAUUUUUUUUUUGUUUGUUUUGCUAUCAACUCUUCCUGCCUGGGGGGGGGGGAAUACUCCAACCAAAAUGGCGGACAAGGAGGACGAGAGCAACAUGACAACGGGAGCUACGGAGGGGGACGGCAGCGGCGGGGCCCGGUUCCACGUCGUCGCCGGGGUGACACAGGCGAUGAGCGGGGUCCUGGCGCCCCAGGAGGCCGGGGACGAGAGCGGGCCGGGCAGCAACUGUGUGGAAGUCGGCGUGAAAGAGUUGGCGGAGACUCCGGGCAUUUCUGAGUACUUGCACGUCUCUGCUGGCGGGGGAGUCCAUGAGGGUGCUGUUCUCGGGGGCACCUGCCAGGUGGUUAGUGCAUUUACGGCCGGGGACGGACUGCUCCCCGGGGGCAGCAUCAUAACGUCGUUCGUCGAGACUCCCGGUGUGGAGACGGUGACCACGACUGACUUCACUGCCGUGGCAGGUGAGCUGGUGGACACCCUUGCGCCAGCCACCAGCACGAUCAUAUACGUCCAGCCGGACGGCAGCUUCGUAGAGGGGACGGGUUUAACCCCGGAGGAGCAGCAGCAACUUGUGGAGCAGCUGGCCAGCCAGCAGCUGGUCGAGGUGACAGAGAACGAGGCGGCUCGCAUCUUCGAAACCCAGCAGCCAGCGCCGCAGUUCCCGCAGAUACCCGCUCCGCCGCCGCCGCCGCCGGCUGCUCAGUACAUCCAGCACAGCGCAACUCUGGCGCCGGAGGAGCUGCAACAAGUGAUCGAGCAAGUCGCCAAGUCGCACUGCCUGUUCCCCGGCGGCGGCGGCGGCGGAGGCCCGCUGGAGCUGGCGGCCGGCGCGCCGCCCCUGGCCAUCAUGCAGAACGCGUCCCGGCAGCUGCAGCACGUCGCCAAGCAAGUGGCGCUCCAGCAGAGCCAGUCGCAGAACGGGACCCGCCUGAUCCAGAAAAAGCAGCUGGAGACCAUCCGCAUCCAGGUGCGGAGCCAGACCCUGCCCGAGCCCAAGGAGAGCCCCCUGCCCCCCCUGGCCGUGUUCCACCCCAAGAGCGUCGCCGCGGGCCAGCCGGUGCCCAAGCUCAGCGUGACGCCGGCGGUGGGCCUCGGCGGCCCGCAGAUCAUCCACAUCCAGCCCGUGAUGGGCGCGGGGGCGCCGCAGCAGUUCGUGCUGCAGAGCUCCGGCGAGCCGCCCAUCCAGCUGCUGGUGCACCGGCAGGUCCCGUCCGACUCGGAUGACUACUCCGAGAUCAGCGUGGAGGAGGAGGAGGCCGAGGAGAGCAAGGGUGACGCGGCCCCCAUCAACUUCAACCUCAACCCCAAGGCCUUCAAGUGCGACACGUGCGAGAAGGCCUACAUCGGCCGGGGGGGGCUGUCCAGACACUACCGACUCAAUCCCGCGCACGGGCAGAUGAAGCCGCCCGCGCAGGCAGCGGCUGCCCCCCAGGGUGCAGACGGGGCGGGCUGCGAGGUGGGACCCCCCACGGGGAACGCUGGGGGGGCGCCUGCGACAGAGCCUCCUGUGCACGCCACACCGACACCGGUUCCAGCCUCACGGGCGGCAGACGGCACCGAGCUGCUGCCCCCAGGGCCACCUGUGGCCCCUGCGGAGGGUGUCGACCCGGUAGGGCCACUGUCGGAGCCAGUCGUGGCACUGCAAGGGCAGAAGGCUGACACCCCCCUUUCAGUACAGCCUGCCCCGGGCCCAGGGGUACCGUCCUGCGCCGGGCCGGGGAGACCACGCGGUCCUGGCCGACCCAAGGGACCGGGCAGGCCAGGGCGCCCCAAAGUAUCAGGCCGUCCAGCAAGAAGAGCCAGGCCUGGUCGGCCCCCCAAAUACCUGGGAGGAGUUACCACAGAACAGCAGGCACAGAGGAGAAGAGCCCGAUUGAAAGAGAUCUUGCAGCAAAGUGACACUGAAGAGCUCAUGGAGAUGGCUCUGCCCCGCCUGGCAAAAGUCAUGACAGUGUGGGAGUUUUUACUCAUGAAGGUGGAGAAGGGGCGGCCCUCCAGGCCUCACUUUGCAGAUGUGUACAGGGAGUUCGAACAGCUGCACAGCCAGGUGAAGAAGAUGGCGCAGGAGCACUUCGGUUCUCCUCUCGGCCCGGGCCCGCACACCCCUCUGGAGAUCAGAGACCCAGAGGUGUCCAGGUCCUUGGGCAUUGAGGAUCUUGUGAAGAAGGCCAGGCUGCAAGGUGCAGCUUCUGUGGUACAGCCAGCACUAAGGGUCUGCAAGGAAAAUAAUCUUUCAGCAGGCAAACGUCUCAUGGAGCAUGAGAGCGAAAGCUCAUUUCUGCCAGCAAAAAGGAUAAGAAUAGAAAACUCAGCUGUAGAAACGAAUGGCGUUUACCUUAACCAAAACGGAAUUCAGAAUAUUGUGAAAGAAGUGCAGUUAACGACUGGGACUGCUCAACAAGGCACUAUUCAGGCUCAGAACGAACCCAGUGCGUUGUCUCAGGGGCCAACAGUUGAACUAAAUGGAUCAGCUGUGAAGGGUGCACUAGAAGUAGACCCCAGCAGCAGAAAAGCACUGGAGACAGAAAAUGGGUUUCCGGUCUUGGAGACUAGAAAUGAACCAGCUAAUGUGCUGUUGUACCAGCCAGUGGAAGUCACUCUGCAUGGUUCUCAAACUGAGAUCCAGAAGCAGGAGGAGCUGACUGUUUCGGAGCAAGCGGUGGUCUUCACAAGCCUGGAGAACGACUUCACGCCCGAGGAGCUGGUUGAGGAGCACUUAGCUAACACUGUGAAUCACGAAGUCAUGGAGGUUGAACCAGCUGGAGGAAUGGAGGGGGAUGUACAAAGUGAGCAGGAGAGUGGGACAGUUCUCUUGGCGAUCCCCCAAAACGACCAGCAAGGCGGCAGCGCGAAACCUUCGGAGGUGCUGAACGAUUCUGACAUAGCAGAUCAAAUGCACCAGCUGGAGAAGGCACUUUCCAGGGAUGUGGUGCCUUUGGACCAUUCUUACCGGACUCACAACGCAGAGCCUAGGGGGCAGCACCAGCAGACUUUAGCACCUAUCCCUGCUUCAGACAGCCUGCAGAGUGAGGCCGAGGGCCAGCCAGAGGGCGGCCUGCAGGUGAUGGAGGAGAAGGGUUUGACCUUGGUGGAGAGCGUGGAGCAGAACGGCAGCCUGGAGCACAUCAUAUCCGUCGGGGGAACGGUCGAGUUCAAGCUCUCGGACGCAAACCAGGAGCUGUUAUCUCAGGGUCAUGAGCAGAUCUUCAUCCAGACAUCGGAAGGCCUCAUCAUGCACCACUCGGGAGGGGAUAUAGCAUCGGAGCGCAUUCUGAUAGUGACGGAUACCGACGGCACCACCAUGCACAUCCGUGCUCCUGAAGGUGUCCCCUUGGAGACGGUGGAGGCCCUGCUGGGUAUAGAGACAGAGGGACAAAGCGAAGGUAUCCUGGUUUCAGAGACUUCCCAGUGAGCUCUUACUCAGGCAGUGCUGAAUCUCAAGGGUAGAAUGGCAAAAUUGCCCCUGUAGCAGACCUCUUCUGGGAGGGGCUUUUUCAGCAUACCAUCAUAUAUUUUUAUAAUCUUGACAUUCAAGCUGAAGACUUUUAAAUUAUUUGUACAGUUUAUUUCAUAUGUGUGUGUACAAUGCUCAGUGUUUCUCACCAUUGUUGAAAAGGUUUUCUAUGAACCCCUCCUAAAAUAUAUGUACAUAUGUAUAGCUUAUUAUAAGAAGAAUUUACAUACCAAUUGAGUUAAAAAAUUUGCACUAUUUUUCUUAUUACUUUUUUUAAGGGUACAAAUGUUUGCCAAAUUGUUUUUCACUGCCUUUGAUGAAUUAAUAUUAUACCUUGAGACCCCUUCUCAAAGAGAAAAUAAACCGCAGUAUUGUUUUA
Messenger RNA from Lepisosteus oculatus (spotted gar), 4160 nucleotides. The record is from RefSeq and is a predicted model, not a curated record. NCBI's taxonomy places the organism in Eukaryota, Metazoa, Chordata, Actinopteri, Semionotiformes, Lepisosteidae.